AUGUGGAUCCUUCGCCCAUUGCUUGCUCGGGGUAAAACAUGUGCUCCUCAAGGUUUACGUUUUGCCUCUACCAGCGUAUUCGACCGUAAAGCUUUACAGCAUAAUAGCAAGCAUAUAAAACAAGCACUUCAAGGACGCGACGUUGUGUUCUAUCAAGCACCCAAUGGAGUAAACCGCACAUUUAGAUUAUUGUAUAUCUCUGCUGGUGUUCAGCUCUUGUUCUGGGGCAAUUUGGCAAGUUUGGCCUAUGUCAGCUACAGCGCAAAAGAAAGUGAUGAGGAGGAUGCUCCCUUUGUAUUGGCACCUAAAGGACAGCGUAUGGCUAUUGCUGGUGGAUUGAUGAGCAUUGGUUUGGGUAUUGCAACUGCUAUGUGCUUGUAUCCAUGGAGAUACAUUGACAAGUUGAUUUUAUUACGAGGUGCCAAUCGCGUUCGACUCGUUACCCAUGCACGGAUGAUUGAAUCACACAAGAUUAAGGAGUACCCUAUUGAUCAAUUGUACUGCAAGCAAAAGGUGUUGACAGGAUUGGGUCCCUCUGGUAUUGAUCCCUUGGGCAAAACCAAUUCAUCACAUAUCUUUUUACGUGCCAAGGGUGAACGUAUGGCAUACAUGUUGGAUCGCAAGGGAAGAUUCACAGAUGUCAAAUUGUUUGAUGGUUUAUGGUACAACCCCACGGGUCGAUAG
Molecule: messenger RNA, 684 nt
Organism: Lichtheimia ornata
Lineage: Eukaryota; Fungi; Mucoromycota; Mucoromycetes; Mucorales; Lichtheimiaceae
Exons: 6
Coding region: 1-684 (227 amino acids)
Cellular component (GO): mitochondrion
Source: RefSeq, a predicted model, not a curated record